Messenger RNA from Danio rerio (zebrafish), 2148 nucleotides. RefSeq names its product cytidine monophospho-N-acetylneuraminic acid hydroxylase (gene cmah). The record is from RefSeq and is marked provisional. Gene Ontology annotation, molecular function: CMP-N-acetylneuraminate monooxygenase activity; 2 iron, 2 sulfur cluster binding. Gene Ontology annotation, biological process: N-acetylneuraminate metabolic process. Gene Ontology annotation, cellular component: cytoplasm. Lineage: Eukaryota; Metazoa; Chordata; Actinopteri; Cypriniformes; Danionidae.
CACACUACGGCCACUGCAGCAGGAUGGCAGCUCAGGUCUCGCACACAGUGCUGCGGUUGGAGGCUGAAGAUGUUCGAAACCUCAAAGACGGAAUUAAUUUUCAGAAAAACAACAAGGAUGGAAAAUGUUACAUCAUUUACAAAGCAAACGGCGAGCUGCGGGCGUGCAGGAACCAGUGCAAACACCAGGGAGGACUGUUCAUUAAAGACAUCGAGGACAUGGACGGCAGAACAGUUCGGUGUACCAAACACUACUGGAAACUCAACGUGGCCACUAUGCAGUACGUCAAUCCACCAGACAGCUUCAUGCAGGAUGAACUCGAAGCAGUGCUGUCUGAGACUGACGGGAGUUUAGAGCUGCUGGAGUUGAAUCCUCCAGACCCCUGGACUGCAGAGCCCAGAGAAGCACAAGAUCUGCAAGCCGGAGAGAUUACGCUGACCUACAUCACUCAUGCGUGUAUGGAGCUGAAAGCGGGCGAGCGCAGGAUGAUGUUUGACCCGUGGCUCACAGGACCAGCAUUUGCCAGAGGAUGGUGGCUCCUACACGAGCCUCCGAAAGAUGCUAUGGACAGACUGAUGGAGGCAGAUCUCGUUUACAUCAGCCACAUGCAUUCAGACCACCUCAGCUAUCCGACUUUGCAACAUCUCUCCAAGAAGCGUCCGGAUAUUCCCAUUUAUGUUGGAAACACUUCACGUCCGGUUUUCUGGUAUCUGGAGAAAAGCGGAGUGAAUUUAACAAACAUCAACGUUGUGCCGUUCGGUGUGUGGCAGAAUGUGGAUGAUCAUCUGAGGUUCAUGAUCCUGAUGGAUGGCGUUCAUCCUGAAAUGGACACCUGCUUAAUAGUGGAAUAUAAAGGUCACAUGAUCCUGAAUACAGUCGACUGCACCAGACCAAACAAUGGCCGUCUUCCUCAUGGUGUGGAUGUGAUGAUGAGUGACUUCGCAGGCGGCGCCUCUGGAUUUCCCAUGACCUUCCAUGGUGGAAAAUACACCGAGAGCUGGAAGGCGAAUUUUAUCAAGAACGAGAGGAAGAAGCUGUUGAACUACAAGGCGCAGCUGGUCAAAUCUCUGCAGCCGAAGAUCUACUGUCCGUUUGCUGGAUAUUUCACUGAAGCUCACCCGUCUGACAGGUACAUAAAGGAGACAAACACGAAGAACAGUCCAGCAGAGCUGAACGAACUGAUAAGGAAAAGCUGCCUGAACACUUUAACCUGGACUCCUCUACCUGGAUCUGUCCUGGAUUUAGCUGUGGCUCUGAAUAACCGAUCCAAUGAAACUGCCAUCACUGAUCCGCCUCAUGGCACAAAGAUCUACAAGGACAACUGGGAGUUUGACCUGUAUUUGAAUCAAUUGAACGCCUCCAUUUCAGCUGAAAUCUUCAAACACAAGCACUGGAUCCAGUAUUAUUAUAACUGGGCAGGAUUCAGAAACUACAAUCUGGUCAUCCGGGUCAUUGAGACGGAUGACGAUUUCCAGCCCCUGAAUGGAGGUUUUGAUUAUCUGGUGGAUUUCCUGGAUCUUUCAUUCCCCACGGAGCGACCAGAGAGAGAACAUGCAUACGAGGAGAUCAAGAACCGUGUGAAUGUGAUGAGGCAUGUGGUUGUGAAUGGACUGCUGUGGGACGAUCUGUACAUCGGCUUCAACAACAGAAUGAGCCGAGACCCUGAUGUUUACCAUCACAAGUUCUGGAAUCACUUUCAGACUGAAUUACCCCUUUCGGCUCCAGAUUGGCAACAUUUCCUUCAAAUCUGCAGCCAAACACAGGAGAAUGGGAGCAGUAAUGGAUGCAGCGUCUCUUAACACUCAGACGUGCUCUUUGAUUUGUCUUAUUUUUAUACCUUCGGACAUUGAUCACUACUGCCUUAAAGGGACGUUUCACCCAAAAAAAUAUCUGCACAGGUUUUGUUAUGAUAAUGAUGUUGAAUGAUUGCUUGUUUGCACUGGUUGUGAUCUUUCUGAACUUUUAUACCAGAUUAAAUCUAAUUUAUCACUGUCAUGUUGUUAAUUGAUUAUGGACGAAAGGUGUUUUUGUCCAAUGUUUCAUCCCAGUUCAAUUACUAUGAACUCUCCCUUUAAGAAUCACUGUAAUUAGAUUAUUUAUAAAGAAACUCUUCAGCACUUUUCAAUAAAAUCAUUUCUAAAAACCUGA